Molecule: messenger RNA, 3365 nt
Organism: Bactrocera tryoni
Lineage: Eukaryota; Metazoa; Arthropoda; Insecta; Diptera; Tephritidae
Gene: ced-6
Product: PTB domain-containing adapter protein ced-6
Exons: 7
Coding region: 700-2250 (516 amino acids)
Source: RefSeq, a predicted model, not a curated record
CGUCGGUUCGUGCGUUCGUCACCUUCGCUCUUUUUCGCCUGCUGCUGCUUCGCUUAUUUUCAUAAAGCCAUUCCAAACGAUCCCAUCUGCCGGCCCAACACUCAGUCCGCAAUUUAGUAUUUGAUCAAAGUGCUCCGAGUCUGGUUGCGCUUUUGCUCACACGUUGUCAUUGCGGUCGCUAUUUACUGUUACAGGGCUGUGGCAUCCUUCGUGCGCGUUCAACGUCACUCGGCGUCGCCAUCGUUAUCUGUGCUGACCUCCGUUUGCUCUGUACAGAGUCGUCUAUCGGCUAUUGAAAACUCGAAAACUCGGUUGUAGGCUAGUUGGUUUUCGUAGCGCUUCUGAUAUAAAAAAGCGUAAUUACUUAAUACAAAAAACGCGACGCAGAAAUUCGUUAUAAAAAACCGACUAUCGUGUCGCACAAAAUCGGUUACUGGGAAAGUUAAUUGAUAGUGAAAAGCCUGUAGCUUCGUGCAAAGCUUUGGAAAAAUCAUACGGGCAUAAUUGUGGCCAGCGAAAAGGUUUCACAGCAGUAAACCGCAAUCUGUUGAUAUUUGACUUUUUGGAUUUUUCGCUUGGUGCAUUUGUCAUAUAACUCCAUUCAAAACGGCGCAGAAAUUCAGUCCACUCAAGCGCAAAACCGUUGCAGAGCCGACACAUCAACUCCUCAGCAACAAUAGUCGCGCGCCACUCAGCAACAUGUCGCAGUUGAUGUUUUGGAACAAACAGAACAACAACAACAACAUAAAGAAUCAAUCAAACGAUAGCAAUAAAAACGAUAAAAACGGUGCUACGGAGGAUGCGAAAAAGGACAAGCGCAAUUGGUUGCAUACGCCCGAUGCACUCGUCAAUGGCCACGUCGUCUAUCUAGUCAAGUUCUUUGGGAAUUUACCUGUGGAGCAGGCCAAAGGCAUUGAAGUGGUCAAAGAUGCCAUACGUAAGCUGCAGUUCGCCCAGGAGAUGAAGAAGGCCGAGACGGGUACUCAGGAAAAGUGUAAAAAAGUCGAAAUCACCAUCAGCGUGGAUGGUGUCGCUGUACAAGAGCCGCGCACACAGAAGAUUCUGCAUCAAUUCCCGUUGCACAACAUUUCGUAUUGUGCCGACGAGAAGGGUGUAAAGAAGUUCUUUAGUUUUAUUGCCAAAACAGUAAAGCCACUGGAUGGGGGUAUCAAUGGCACCUCCACGGGUAGCAGCAACGGCGUGAGUAGCUCCAACGGCAGUAACAGCACCGGUGGCAGUAACACUGAGGAGACACAUGAGUGCUUCGUAUUCAUAUCUAAUAAAUUGGCGUCGGACAUUACGCUGACCAUCGGACAGGCGUUCGACUUGGCUUACAAAAAAUACAUCAACAGCGUUGAGAAGACAGAUCUGGGCAAGGCGCAGCAGCAGAAUGCCGAGCUGGAAAAAGCGAUCGCCAUUUACAAAAGUCGACUGCGCGAGUUAUCGUUGAAGCUGCCAAAAUCCGAACUGGAUUCGAUGCUUUUCAAAAUGGGCAUCAAAGAUAUACUGGAUCUGCCGGCUGCUGAAAAUGGCGCACUAACCAAUGGCAACGCCACCAAAGCGAACAUGCUUGAAGACAAACUGUUGAUUGACACCAAUUCAAUGCAUUCGAUGAAGUCAUCGUCGGGAUCAUCGUCAUCCUUUGUGCCAAUCGUGCCGCCACGCAACAAUCUACCAAGCCAAAUCAUACACAAAUCGAAUAGCCAAAAAAUGGAGGAGCUGCUGCUCAACUCCGACUCAGACAGUGACUUCGAUCCGCGCGCCGAUGAAUGCGUCGACGGCGGGAGCAGCAGCAGCAGCGGUGGCGGCAAGAACAUUAGCAACGAUCUGUUCGGCUUUGAGCCAGCCAAAUCAUAUGGCCAACAAUUGUUCACCAAUCAGAAUAACAAUAUCAACAACAACAACGAUAGUAAAUUGGUGAAUAACAACCACAACGGCAUUAAUUUAAGUUUGAGCAACGCCAGUGUCGGCAACAACAGCAAUAGUUUAAGCAACAACAAUUUUACAAGCGACCUAACGCCGCCGUUACUGGCACCUCCGCCUAAAGUGGCCGCACCCAGACGCAGUACAUCGGUCACGAACAACAUCACAAGCACAAACAACAAUAAUAACAUAACCGUGACCAACGGCAAUACAGAUCUAUUCGGCUCGGAUCCAUUCGAAAUAAAUAAUGGACCCAGUAUUUUCAAGAGCAAGAUGAUGAGUGUAGAUGACUUCACGUUGGAGAGUUUGGAUCCAUUGCGAAAGUAAGCCGGUCGCGUCAUUCGGAGCGUCGUCGAAGCCUCUUUAUAUUGAUUACGUGAACGCUCCAACAAAUGCUUCCAACUCCAAAUGAACCGUUAGAAUAACUAAUAUGAUCGCAUAUCUGCAAGGCACGACGCCAAGGCGUCCAUUUGGAGGCAUACCAAGUAUUUUCAAUGCCGAAACGAUACAAAUGCUUAAAACUGUAAUAUGUUUGCAUCGAAUAUUUGUAUACAUUUACUUACACACACACACACACACACACAUAAAAACAGUUAUAGAUUUUGUGUAUAUACGGAUGCAUUAGAUAAAUAUUAUGUAAGAUUAAUUAACGCUUGUGAGCGCACGGCCUUACAGUGAUGCACGCAUAUAGAGCGCAUAUACGCGGGCUGCCCAAGCGAUCUGCCUGUAUAUUGUGUAGAUUCAGUCGGAAAUUUCAACUAAAUUCGUGCUUCCUUUAAAUAACUGUAUUAUUUCCUAUUUGCAAGUAUUUGUUUGUGUUUUCUCCUCUCUUUCUGUAAUUGAACCACUUAGCGGCGGCUUAAGUCCAACAGUUUUCCUACGAGUUAAGGUGUAUUUUUUGCGCUCCUUAAUGCUCCGCUAAUGAUGACCCCAUAAAUACUAUGAUAAAUGAUGUGUAUAAAAUUAUUUUAUUUAUUACGUUUUUUAUAAAUAUAAAUAUUAUAUAGGUAUAUAUGUAUGUAUGUAUAUGUAUCGAAUCUAUUGAUUUAAUUAUUUUACUGCGAUUAUUAUCAAAUUAUGAUUAUUGAUUAUGGUGAUGAUGAUGAAUUCGUUAAUUAUGAAGAUUCGCUGUUAAAGUAAAAUUUCUCCAAGGAUUAAAAGUGAUAGCACCCACCCGCCCCCUCGUAUACUCGUACAUGUACAAUAUUAAUAUUUGGUAGGUAUCUAUCGCUCCUUAACCAAAACACUCACCCACGCACACACAUAUAUACAUAUGUAUGUGUAACUAUAUAAAGUAACGGUUAUAAUCCUUAUGAUAGUAAUGAUCACAAUUAUUACGAAUAUUUUAAAAGUUUAUGUAAAAUAAUUGAAAAUAUGUGCUUUGUCUGUAUGUUAAAAAUGUUAACAGUUGAAAUUGAACACAUGCACGCACACCCACACAC